UUUCAAUUUGUCUUCAUCACAACUAUAUUUUCGAAAACGCUCCUACUAGCAAGAAAGCAUUAUGCCACAGAAUAGACUCUCCCCUCUGACCUGUCUAACCCCCACUCCAUUCCAACGUCUGUCUCCAUUUCCCACAGAAUCACUCACCACCAAUAAACAUAUCGACUACAAUUGGUAUGGGUCUUUCGAUCGUCACAAAAUAGUUACAGAGGCGACUUCUUUCCUCUCUACCCACGCUUCUUUCUCAGCUUCAUGCAUAUCCUCUACCUUUUUCGAUUUCCUCGAUAUCGCUUGGAAAUAUUGCAAUGAGUAUGAAAGAAUUCCAACAGAGGCCUGUUGGUUUACGAUCCGUCUCACCAAACCGAGUGAUGUGUUUGUGAUGCCUAGGUGGCAUCGAGAUGCGAGAAUGUUCGACUGUACCUGUCUCCAUUCUCAAUCGGGACACGAGGAUGAGGGAUCCAGCAGCGACCCUAAGAAGGAAAAGGCAAUUCACAGUAAAUAUGCCACCACACUCCUUGGCCCUUGCACUCGACUGCUCCCAGAAACUCCUUUUGUUAGAAGUAGCAUGGUCGAAGUCAUGGGUCUGAGUUGUGAAGAAGAAGAAAGGAUUCAACUGGCAAAGCGGUUUGAGAAUGAAGAAUGUGUUAGUCUGGUGGUGGGAGAUAUAAUUCGUUUUACUUGGGGAGAUGAAGAUUCACCUGUUCAUUCAGAGCCGGAUAUCAGUUGCAGUCAUAGAGUCUUUCUUAGUUUGAUGUUUGGCAGUGAAGAGGAGCUUAGACAAAUGUGCAAGUGGCGGGAUAUGGAAUUCAGAGAGUACAAGAUUGAUUCCAGAUGAAAGAGUCGACGUCCCUUUUCAUCUAAAGAAGAUUCACUGUAUCAAAACAGAUUCCUGUCUUUGAUACGUACAAAAGGCGAUAAUACAGACAGAGCCGGUAGAACUGGAGGAUAUGUCGAGCCUCCGUAUUUGUUGACAGGUUUUAGAAAGCUCUUUUCUUGUGUAUGAGAAGAAAAGAAAGAUGAGACAUGUAGCUUAUGAUAAGUUGCACAUCAUUGUCAAAUAAUGUGAUUUGAUUUCUUAAUUGACACUUUAAUUACACUAUGGAUCAGGAGCCGACAUAAUCCUCGCCGCUAUUCUCAGCAAUCACUACGAACUAAAAUCCAUACUCCUAUCCAAAACUGAAUACACGAUUAGUUUCAGGCGAACUUUCCAGCAACACGCUUCUGUUUCUUAUUCAAUUGUCCGAGCAUCGCAGGUCUAUAAUUAGAAGGAGAAGCCUCGAGAGUCUGUGUAUCUUCCUGAGCUUGUCUUUUGGGCUUACGGCCUGCUUCCAUCUCGGACCUGGAGAUCAAGGUAGAAGCAAUUUUUUGUGCGGGGCUUCUGAGUUUUCGUUUUCGGGAAUUGGCGACAUUAGUGCUCGGUUGAGUUUCUGGAGGUGGGGGUUGAAUGAUGGGAAUGCCAUUCUCAUCUAACUCUCCUUCUUCUUCUGCAUCGUGUAUAAACUCCAUUGCCCGUCCCAUCGAAUGAUUGAUCAUAAUCAUUUCAUCUUCACUCUGAGAACCAGGAGUCUGCAGGCCGGUCUCAUGAUCUUGGUCAUCUGUAUUCACAACCUCAGUACGCGUGUGCAAAAGUUGUAUGUUAACGUUCAUUUUAACUUCCAAUCCUUUUGGAAGGUUUGGGAGCGAGAAAUCGAAUCCGGAGAGGAUAGCUUUAGUCGUGAGCUGGAGGAGACCUUCCUAUUUUUUUAGUCAGGAGAGUGCAGGCAUAAGUAGUUCGGGCUGACGCGCAGAUACAGAAUAUGAAUUAUCAGAUCAUAGGCAAGAAAAGAAAUGUUCAAUGGAGACUUUUUAAAAGACUUACCAAUUCAGGCCCUCCAUUUGUCUCAUUCAAUUUCUGUUCAAUAGCAGCUAAUUCCCUGGAUUGAUCCCUCCGACGGGCAAGACGUGAUUGAUUCUCAACGAAAGCAACGAUUCCCUCUUUAAUAGUGGGCUUUUCUAUACCGGCAGCUGUGAGUUGCGCCAAAAGCUCUUUGGUGGUGAAAUUGUUGAGGUCCAUGCUGCUUGGCUGAUAGUUUAUGACACGAGUUGAGAAGGGAGAGGGAGGUUGAUUGUAUAUUUCUUUCUUUCUUGGCUGAAUGAAUACAUGAAUUUUAGGUAUUGAAUAUAUGCUAUGCUGUACUUGAGAAUCAAAAUUAGAAAUUUUUUUGGCAUUAAAUAGAUGGGUGAAUGAGAAAGCCGUAGAAUUAGCGUUCUUGUGAGUUUUCUACUAUACUGUAGAGGUGAAUUCGUCGGGUUAAAGAGAGCCAAUGAGAUGAGAUAGAAUGCCAAAAAAAUGAAUCGAGCGGAGUUAUUUUCUGGAGAGUUAAAACUUUGGAGUGUAAUGACCUAUCUUUGUCUGGGAAGACUAGUUAGCAGCUGAUGUGGUAAUAGCUCUUCCUCUAUAUAUAGAAAUCAAGAACCAUGGUCUUUUUAAGUAGUAGAAAGG
Messenger RNA from Botrytis byssoidea, 2482 nucleotides. RefSeq lists its product as uncharacterized. Bases 62 to 835 code for a protein of 257 amino acids. NCBI's taxonomy places the organism in Eukaryota, Fungi, Ascomycota, Leotiomycetes, Helotiales, Sclerotiniaceae. The transcript has 2 exons. The record is from RefSeq and is a predicted model, not a curated record.